This is a messenger RNA of Trichoplusia ni (cabbage looper), 973 nucleotides long. Its product is annotated as scavenger receptor class B member 1-like. Gene Ontology annotation, molecular function: scavenger receptor activity. The record is from RefSeq and is a predicted model, not a curated record. Gene Ontology annotation, cellular component: cytoplasm; membrane. The transcript is spliced from 4 exons. The coding region runs from base 1 to 705 and encodes 234 amino acids. NCBI's taxonomy places the organism in Eukaryota, Metazoa, Arthropoda, Insecta, Lepidoptera, Noctuidae.
AUGACUCCUAAGCGACCUGUAAAGAUCUACCGGAACGUUCUCUGCCGGUUCUUGGAGCUGGACUACGUUGGCACCAAGACCAUGGAGUAUGGAGGCAAGGGCUUGGAGUACAAAGUCAGUAACAAGAGCUACAGUUUGAUCCCUGAGAAUAAGUGUUUGUGUCCCAAGGGUACCUGUCUAGAAGGAGUGUCGGACUUGGCACCUUGCUUGUACGGUCUGCCAGUAGUCCUGUCCAACGCUCAUUUCUUGGACGCAGACCCGUCGGUGUACGAGCGAGUUGAGGGGAUGAACCCCAGUGAGGAGCUGCAUGGCAGUGAGUUCAUCAUAGAGCCGAUAAUCGGCUUGGUGCUGACCACCAGGUUCUCUGUGCAGCUGAACGUGCUGGUCUCCGACGUGACCUUCAACUCCAACAUUCAGCGGUACUCCAACAUGCCAGUACCCAUCGCCUACUUCAAAAUUGUCCAGCCAAAGUUACCGGCCGACCAAAUAACAUCAGUCAGACUGAUGCACGUGUACGGUCCCUACCUGCUCAUAGCUCUACAAUUCAUAUUAGUAUCGAGCACAGUAUUCCUGAUAUCACAUCCGCUGAGACUCAUUUAUUGGAACUGGGUUACUUCUAGAAGAAAAACAAUUGAAAGUGACGUGUUGAAUGUGAAGGACGUGCCUACUACUGAGCCUUUGAUAGAGGGCUGUGAGAAAACUUAAUGAGGGCCAAGAUUAUUAGUGUUAGAUAAACAGAUAAACUUAAAUUAGAUCUUAAGUGAAUAUAAGGUUAAGUUAUGCAUCUUCUGGAUUGGUAGCACUAAUCCUAAAAAGAAAGGAAAAUGUUUAUUUAUUUAUUAAUCAUCAUAACAUUAUUACAGUACGUAAUACUUAUGCGAUAGGUUUAUAAUAGUUAUUAACAAUUAAAACUUAUAAUAAUAUACAAAUAUAAUACAUAAAAUGUGGCACCUUACAUAAACAGUUUGCAGAA